Molecule: messenger RNA, 6871 nt
Organism: Dermacentor albipictus
Lineage: Eukaryota; Metazoa; Arthropoda; Arachnida; Ixodida; Ixodidae
Gene: BckdhA
Product: Branched chain keto acid dehydrogenase E1 subunit alpha
Biological process (GO): branched-chain amino acid catabolic process
Molecular function (GO): oxidoreductase activity, acting on the aldehyde or oxo group of donors, disulfide as acceptor
Source: RefSeq, a predicted model, not a curated record
AGGGAUUGCAUCAGUCAGUAUAAACACGGGGAAGGCGGGAGAUGGAAAUUCAAGACAAUGAGCAAAACAAGAGCAAGGUAAAAGCGGGCCGAGACAACGUUUCGACAAGAGGAUUUGUCUGAAAGAGUCACGUCUUGAAAAAGACAAGUCUACAUGUUGAAACGUUGACGCCCGCUUUUACCUUGUUCUCGUUUUGCUCAUCAGUCAGUAUAGCCGUUCCUAACACAUGCAGCUGUGAUAAUAUCAUUAUCGUGCAUCACGUCUAGAUUGCGGUGACCGUUUGCAUCUGUUGGUUAGUGUGUGUGCAUUAAGCUGUUUCUUAGUGUCUGCAUAGAUGUACGGACGUAAUUGUACUUGCCUAGAGUGUUCAAAUUGUAGACAAUAUUGUGGCAGCAUUUUCAGUGACUGUCUGUGGGCUUGGCAUAGAACAGCCUCUGGUGCAGUCGUGUGGAAAGAAUUUUACAGCUGCGUUCCAAAAGAUUCACUGCACAUAAUUUGGGCGCUCUAAGCAAGUUUGAUUGUGGCUGUAGUGUUGCAAUGUCCAGUGUUGGGCAAUAGAAUGCUUAGGGCUUUAUGCCUUCUCAACCCCGUGAUCUAGUUGCGAGUCUUAAUUUAUUAAUGUUUUCGCCCAAAACUGCUGUACAUAUAACAGAGAUUGUUCACACAACAGUUCUGUAUCCGAGGUUUAUACAACUAUAUAGAAAGGCUCUCGUAGUGAUAACGGUCAUCAGGAAUGCUGCUGGUGCCAGAACACUGUCACCGUCUUUCCAAAAGCAGGGGUACCUAAUAAGAAGGUCCCUAUGAAGAGUCAUGUGUUCAUUCUGGUGCUUUUCAAAUGCUCUGGUAAACCGCUGAUAAAAGAUGCAGAAUGUCAGCUACGUAUGUGUGUCACUUUAUCAAAGAAUAUCUGAGUUAAGCUUACUUGGAAAAAACAGUUCAUACUUACAUGUUAUGUCAAGUCCGUAAGAUAAGUCCGUUGUCAGUCAGUCAGUCAAUCAGUCAAGAACUUUAUUGAAGUCCUGAGGAGUUUCAAGCCGUUGGAGAUCCCACGCGGGGAACUCCUCCGGCCGAAACCCUAGGCGACGCCCCAAGUCGGGACGGGAACGUGGUGACGUUCCGCCAAUUCUUGGGCCCUCUGGACGGCCUUGAGUUGAAUAUGUCAAAACAUUUUUUUUUUCGUCGGUUUGAGUUUGAGAAGGUUAGCAAGUGGAAUUAACAGCUGGAUGCAGUGGUGGAACAGCUGCGCCAAUUGCGCCAAAUUGUGCCGAGAGCGGUUCUUUGCACCAUCCUGCGCCAAAAGGGCGUUUUAGCGGAAAAUUGCGCCGAGCUUUCGCCAAAGCACGUAUAAGAGCGAAACCCUUCUUCCGUCGAUUCUUCGCAGCUAGCAAAACUGGAACCAAAACGAACAGCACGAUAGCAUUAUCAUCACAGAAGGAAGCAGAGGGACUUCUAUGGCAGUGAGAAACUCUAUGGGCGCGUUGGAGUCGUCUGUUCGUCAUUUUAGAGCGAAUGCUCUACUGCUUCAGGUGCAAACGCUGGUUCCGUAAAUCUGACCUUCAAUCUCAGCCAAGGUCGACUGAGCCUGCCACUACCGGCGGCUGCUGCGUACGCCGCGUGGACACCCACAUUAAAGCGGUGCAAUGUGCUGGUAGUUUCCCUAUACGCGCUGUGCUUUCGACACUUAAGUUUGCGGUGAAGCGAGACGCAGCAUAAACAGGUAAAUUCGCUCGCUGCUGCUGCCGUGCCGAGCAGCGUCUGGGUGUUUUGUGGUGCAAUAUUGCAGAUACGGUAGUUGCUGACGGCGCCGAGCAGCGUCUGUGCCCUUUCCCAAAGCAAGCAGAAUCGUGCUAUAUCGCUCGACGAACUUUGUUUAACCGCGUUUUGCUCUGACGGACGUACAAUACAAUGUAGCGCCGCUGUACCAUCUUCCUGACGCUUUGUUUAAUUCCGUCUUCAUCGAACCCGCCGCGUGGUACCGUUGAGUUUUCCGAAGGAAGAUGUCACAUUUUGCGAUUAAGGGAUUCUGUCCAUGCUGUUCAGGAGCGUCAUACCCUGGUACAUCUUCAGCAGCAUCUGGUCUGGCAGCUGUCAAGUGCAGAGUUGAAGACAGGGAUCAGCCACUUCUUCAUGAAACAAGGACGAGGACAUUUGUGACCGAAGCAGAGACAGCCGGCUUCCAGCCACCUACACCCGUGACUCAUCGGAUGCCGACCACCAGAAAACUGGAGUUUGUGCCAGCAAACGCCCAUGAUGGCAUUCCCAUGUACAGUAUCCUGAACAAGGAUGGCAGGCUUGCCGAAGGCGUCGAGGACCCAAAGCUGGACAAGGACCUGCUGGUGCGCAUGUACUCUAAGAUGGUGCAGAUGAACAUCAUCGACCAGAUCAUGUACGAGUCGCAGAGACAGGGCCGUAUCUCCUUCUACAUGACCCACUAUGGUGAGGAGGGCGUGCUCAUCGGAAGUGCAGCAGCGCUUGAUGACAAGGACCUGGUCUUUGUCCAGUACCGCGAGUAUGGCGUGCUGCUGUGGCGAAACUUUUCGGUGAACCAGACAAUGCAGCAGUGCUACUCUACAAUGUACGACUAUGGCAAGGGCCGCCAGAUGCCCAUCCACUACGGUUCUACGCAGCAUCACUUUGUCACUGUCUCAUCGACACUUGCAACGCAGAUGCCACAGGCUGUGGGCACCGCGUACGCCUACAAGCUGGCCCAGAAGAAGCAGUGUGUGGCCUGCUACUUCGGCGAUGGUGCUGCCAGCGAGGGCGACGCCCAUGGUGCCUUCAACUUUGCGGGUGUACUCAGCACGCCAAUCAUCUUCAUCUGCCGGAACAAUGGCUACGCCAUCUCAACGCCUACUUGCGAACAGUACAGCUGCGAUGGAGUUGCUGCGCGAGGUCCGUCAUAUGGGCUGACAACGAUUCGUGUUGAUGGCCAGGACAUCCUUGGCGUGUACACGGCAGUAAAGGAGGCCCGCCGCUUUGUGAUGGAACAGCAGAAACCUGUCCUCAUUGAAGCUAUGACGUACAGAAUCGGCCACCAUAGCACGUCGGACGACAGCACGGCUUAUCGGUCAGUGGACGAAGUGCGGACGUGGGAUGACCAAGGCCAUCCAAUCAUGCGACUUCGCCAUUUCCUCCUUGACCGUGGAUACUGGAGUGAACAGCAGGACAAGGACAUCAAGGCAGCCUUCAAGAAGGAGGUCUUACAAACCAUCAAAGAAGUCGAAAAAGUUCCCAAGCCUCCGGUCAGUGAUCUUUUCACCGACGUUUACAAGGACAUGCCCCCACAUCUCAAGGAGCAGAUGACGUACAUGUUGAACCAUGUGCAGAACUACAAGGAGGGGUACCCCAUUGACCUGCACGCCAAAGAAGAAAGCUAGGACUAGGCACAUAAGUAUAUCAUUGCAUGCCAUUACUGUGGACAGUUAAGGGUGUUGAAUAAAGGAGGGCUGAAGAUACUAUUUUUGUCGAGCCUGAAAUGUCGCCACCAAUUUUAUUUUAUAGAAUAGUCAUAAAAAGUUUUUCCAAUGUGGAAACACUAAUACGACUGUGAGCUGUAUCCACAAAGCAGAGGUAUGUCAAUGUGUUCAAACCCAGUUGCACACAUGUAACUCUUCUAGGUGAUUACUGUUGGCACUGAGAACACAGAAUUUUUAUAGAAUGAUCCUAAAAAGCUUUUGCCCAUAUGGAACAUAGAAUUUUGAUAGAAUGGUGUAACGUUUUCACCAAUGUGAAAACACUAAUGCCACUGUGAGCUGUAUCCACAAAGCAGAGGUGUGUUGAUGUGUUCAAACCCAGUUGAAACCCAGUUGAAGCGUAACUGUUCUGAUUGCCAUUGGCACUGUGAACAUGUCGAUACAUCUUGCUGAGCUCGGAGUCUUUGCUUGCUUUACCAAACUGUCCUGAAAAGCGACCAAAGGUGCCAUCACGUGUUGCAGUCGUGAAGCAGCUGUAUGUCGAGCUGGGUGCAGAUGCGGAUGCAUCAUGUACACAGUGCUAAUGUUAUGUUUUGCCUUUGUUUUAGGCCCAAUUCAGCAGGGUGAAAAACAUGGAGACGAGCUUUGUUGUUCAGCUUUGUUCCUAGUGCUGAUGGGAUGCUGAUGUAUUCUGCAAAAAUCAUUGAAUUCAAUUCAGUAGAUGAAUGCCUGGCAAGGUUUUGUUUCUUGAUAGAACAUUAAUUAUUGUUUUUGACUGGUUGUCUUACGAUUAUAUGUGUGAUGAUUUGAAAGGCAUUUCAUUUUUGAGAAUGGUGUCAAAUUUGCUGAGGAUGUCAAAAAGGAGAAGCUUGUUGGUAUGUAAGUUGCUGAUAGAAGAUAAGUUAAUUGAAAGGGCAAGUUUGGGCAGGAUUUAGCUGAAAUCAUAACUCGCACUUUAGUACAUCUGUUGUCAUGGGACAUCACUUAGCGGUCAACUUAGAUAAUUUGAUAGCACUGAAAAGCUGAAAAAACAUGAUCAUAACAGGUAUGAUGUUAUUAAUUAGCAUUUAAUUGGUUUAGUGCAGUUUGGUAAGGGGUUGCUCAUUUAAUUAAGCCUUAAGAUAACAGUCAUAAAAGCAGGUAGGUUACUUUGACUAAUUGCAUUUAAGUUAUGUGCUCUUUAACUGGGCUGGUCAGACCUGUGGGGCGACUUGCAACAAAAAGCAAUGCUAUACAAUAGGGCACAAGAAUGUGAUUUAACGCAUCAUGUUCCAAAUUAUUUAUGUUGACACACUUUGGACACAUACUCUACAGUUAGUCGCAAGUAAUCACUUUUGCAGGAAUUACAGUUGAGCAUCUCUGUGUACACAGUGGGCAUGACAGGUUUUAAAUACUUUGCGGAGUUUCUUUGUACAGAUCACAUUGUAGACUGUGCAUAGGUACAUCGGCUGGCUCGUUAGCAGGAUUCCGCCAAAGAGGGCAAAAUUUCCCGCGGUUAUUCCUUCGUCCGUUGCCAUUGCCGUGGCACGGUACAUUGCGUACAGCGUUGCAUGCGUGUUCAUUUCACGCAUUUUAGUUCGUCCUGUCCCACCUGGCCACAGCAACAUCCGGGAGAGCACGGCAGAAGCGUGGAAUCUUUGAGCUCUCAAUGUAUGUAAAAGUCAUGUGCUAGCCACUGUAGUCAUUUUCCAGAAAUUCCUUCAUUGGUGUAGCAGCUCCUGUGUGAGCCAGUUAACACCUUGUAAUACUUCUUUGUCAGACAUUAGCCAAUUUAUCUUAUAGUUAUACAGCCGAGGAUAUUUACUAUGUAGUAGAAUGUAAUCAAUAGUAAAAUUUUUUGUAGUCAAUAUCUUACAAUAGCAGUGCAUAGAGUUUCCUUAUACAGACCACAUUGUAGACUGUGCAUUUGUACAUAAGCUGAAGCAUGAGAUAACGUAUCAAAAGUGUUGAAUCUUUGAGCUCUCAUUGUAUGUAAAUGUCAUGAGAUAGCCACCGUAGUUCCGAAAAUUUCUUCAUUGGUGUAACGUUCUGUGUGAGCCAGUUAGCACCUUGUAAUACUUAGUUGUCAGAUAUCCAAUUUAUCUUGUAGCUAUAUAGCUGAGAUAUUUACUAUGGAAUUACUAUUUACUAUGUAGAAGAAUGUAAUCGAUAGUAAAAUUUUUAUACUCAAUAUCUUACAAUAGCAGCACAUGCUACCAUUGGUACUGGGCAAAACAAAGUACUUUGCUCACAGUACAGUUCAAGUGGACUGCUUGGAGGCAGGUAAUGUAACUACAGUCGAUAUUCAUUAUAACAAAGUCACAUUUGACUUGAAAAUAUGUUCGUUACAUCCAAUAUUUGUUAUCUGUGAGAACAGAAAAAAACAAAUUGUGAUUAGGUCUGUGUGAAAGAAACGCAAGACUGAUGCCUCCAACAGGUUGUUGAGGGUCUCCUGACAAUUUAGAAGGCAUUGCUAGAAUUUUGACAGGCGCACCAAGCCGCUGGCCAAAAUGUGUCCAAGCGUCUAUAAUGUGCCAUUUCAAGUUGCUCUUGCUGAGUACAUGACAUUCUUUUGCUACCAGAAUAUGCACUUUAAGUUGUAGAAUGUGAUUCACUGUAACCAAUACUAUUAAUUGUUUGGAAUCUUGCAAUUUCAGUUUCGUUGUAGCAGUCGAAUACUCACUAAAAUAAAGCCUGGGCAAACAAAUUUUAUAUUUACUUCAUUAUAUCCAAUAACUCGCUAUAUAUAUGUCUGUUACGUUAAUGUUCAACGGUACUUUUUUAGUGAUUAUUAAGCCAGUGUUUUGAAAUUACAGCAUGUGUGUACUUUGACCUUUGGAGACAUUGAUCUCUUGUCAUUGCCUUAGGCUUGAUCUGCAUAGCCUUCAUAUGGUUGUGAUAGUCUAAGGCAAGGUCAGAAAUGUUGUGAUGUUCUUUUGUUUGUUUGCCUUAGAAUAGAAUGGUUUAACUUCAGCUAUAAUACAACACAGCAAGCUAUGCAUUGAUGAGAUGCUGAGAGAUUGGCCACCUUGCUUGAAUUGAUGUGCGUUUCUAAAAGCUGCACUGCAAAUUUCAAUAUACGCGAAGCCAUUUCAUGUGGAGACUUGAUAUUUUUCUACUCGUGACAGCUUUUACUGUCAGUUUAGCAAUUCCUUGGAUCAGCAUAUUUUUACCUAAGGGAUUUUGUUGUGUUAAGCAUGCUUGGUGUACUUGGCAUGUAGUUUAUUGGUGUGCUGAAUACUGGAUAUGGUAGGCUCUAUUAUGAAAGUAGAAACAUGAGUAAAUUCCAUGAAACAGUCAUGCUUGAUGACUGGUUAAUGUGUAGUACACAAUUCUGUAUGUGUUUUACGGCAGUUUAGAUUAGACAUCAGAAUAGUGGUGCAUAUUGUGUGUGUUACGUCGACAGAGUCUGUGUUCAUUUCAAAGUCGGCAAUUUGCUGAAUAAACUCUUGUGAGCCCAGGUUGCAUUUAUACUUCAA